Meleagris gallopavo (turkey) is the source of this 2969-nucleotide messenger RNA. Lineage: Eukaryota; Metazoa; Chordata; Aves; Galliformes; Phasianidae. The record is from RefSeq and is a predicted model, not a curated record.
GCAGCAGCUACCAGGGCUGGGUCCCACCUGCAAUUGCCCCCAGUACCUCCCACUUACCUGGCACCACGGCCAGUGCCCAUACCUUGCAGCAGGAGGCUGGCCCUUGCCACAAGCUACUGCCCUCCCCCAGCCUGUAUAUUUUCCUGUUUGCCUCUUACCUUUUGCACUGAUCCCAGGAAUAGGGACAGUAACAGCUUAGCUGCUGUCCCUGCAGGAGCCAGAAACCAACCUCUGCUUGCAGGCAGUUCCUGGUCUUCCCUGGGCUCACACCUUCAAUUUCCCCAGGAGGGCUUGGAACCUUGCAUCCAGCCAAGGUUUAUUUCCAGGGAAACCAGGGAAGAAAGAAGUGCAAAAGACCAAAGAAAAAAAGAUGUUGAUACUGUCUAAUGACACAGCCCUGAGCAUUCUCCUCUCCAAGCUGCUUCAAGACCACCUGGAGCAGACAAAUAGCACUACCCCCUCUACAGUUGGAAGCACUGGCAGCAGCCUGGAAAUCAUCUAUGUGCUGAUGAUGGUCGGUCUCUUUGGCUUCUUCACAGUGGGAGUCAUGGUGACCAAUAUCCGUGCUAGGAGGCUGGAAGACUCCCACAACCCCUACAACAUGUACAUUGCAACAGACAUUUGGCACAAAAAGGACCAGGAAUAUUUUCAAGCAAAGCUUAUAGAAAAUUACAAGCUGUGCUGUGUCUUUGAAAACCAGCUGGCAGUAGAGCAGCCAAGCAUACACAUUCCUGAGGAGAAGUCUUCCUAGCCAAAUGAGAGAAAGGACUGAACUUUGCAUGGGGACAACCCAAGCGAUAUCUGCUAUGAACCAGGCUAGCUGCCUUCCCACCUGCCAAGCUCCCGGUGCUGGCCUAGGACAGAUUGAAUUACAGAGAUGACAGUGAAGCUGAUGGGUUUGUGAUGGCUCGGGUGCUGCAAAGUUGCCUGAUCACAUUGUUUCAGUCACUGUAAAGUCAGGGAAGGGGACACACCAAUAGGAGUAUCAUAGACUCAUCAGCUUCACCUGGUGAGAAAUGCAGUUGUUGGUGUUGCCAGCAUGAAUUCUUACAGUAGUCAGUAUACUUCAAAACAAACUGGAUCAAGCAUAAGCUAGAGAUAUUAACAGCCAAGUAUUGUUUCUUGGAAUACCAUCUUGUCUUCCAAGAAAAUGUAGCAGAAAGAUUUUCUUUGUAUUUUUGAAUAAUCAUUAUAUAAACUGUACAGUGUUAUGGAUGAGUAGUUUCUCUGAGAAUCAUGUACCUUUUUGAGAUGGAAUUUUUUUUAAAAAAGGAUUUGCUUUAUUUUUGCUGAAAACCAUUUCUGUGAAAAAAUGCAGACUUCAGAGGGAACUUUUUUAAUGACUGUCCUUAAUUCACAUUGUGUACCCCAGAUAAGACUUGCAGAGUACUUAUGUUUUUCCUUCUUGUGGAUCCAGGUCAAUCUUAGAAGCAAUGUCCACCUUUGUACAAGGACUGAGUAACAUACAGUGUUGUGAGUCUCAAUCACCUUUAAUGAUUGCAGAAGACCUAGGUACUAGCCUUUGGUUGCAAAGUGAAUUUCCACACUGUGAAAAUUGGUUAUUCAAGAUCUCUGCUAUUUAGUCAUGAAAGCAGCUUAUGUGUGUCCCUAAAUUCAAGAUCUCUGCUAUUUAGUCAUGAAAGCAGCUUAUGUGUGUCCCUAACUUGUAGCCCAUGAGCUGUUUCUCUAGCUCCCAAGAGCAGCCCCCUUAGCACAGCUGCUUAUUUCUUGAACUAUCCAAUGUGAGGUCCAUGUCAGCAAGGUAUUCCUGCCUGUGGCCUCCAUAUGCCCUCCUUCCAUGGACUGCGUACACCAAACUGCAGGGAGAAGGCAGCAGCUGAACUCUGCUGCUCUAGCAGCAAGUAUUGGCUGUCUGUGCUAUCAGGCAGAAAUAUGGCUGCUCUGAACACUGCAUUGCUUAAAAUAGCAACCUAGCCAGGUCAAAUCCUGUUUUCUUGUAUGGGAUCAAAGAAGCAAUGGUCUGGGCAGGAGGGAACGUUUUAUUUCUACUCUACAGAUGUACAUCUAAUUUUUAGCUACCAGAGAGUGAGAAGAAAUGGGAAAGGUUUGAAAAAAAGUCAUGCAGAGCAAUUGCUUCAAAGGCAAGGCAAAGGCAGAGUGCGGGCAGAUCACUACCAAAUAUUUGGAUAGUCAAGGGAUGCAAAGCACUGUACUUUCAUUAAAGUAGCAUUCCAGUCAUGUUUAUCUUCCCAUGAUAUUUAAACUUAGGACACUUGAAAACACUGUGUAUUUUUUAAAAUACAUUUGUAUGGUGCCUACCAUUAAGCUGAGGGUGAGGCCAAUGUUUUAAGUGUCUUGAACAAUUUGGAAUAUAUCUAUUGGCUUAAUUAUCUCAGCCUUUGUCUCCUCUAGAGGAAGGUAGACCAAACCAGGCUUUGGAUAACUGUGAACUUCUUGGCUUGGGCACUGUCCUUUUGGGUUCUUACCAGUCUAUAUACUGCUUCUACUUCCCGCCCCCUGUGAGAGUGCAGACGCUCUCGCUUGUUGGUUAUCUAGUUGUAGACCCACAAAGCAUUGCUGAAAAUGUUUAAACUUGCAUUAAAAAUGGCCUUCAUUACAUUAAAACAUUUGAACAUUAGGCAUUUCAAAAGGUCUGCCUCCUGCAGCUCUCCUUCCACUCCAGGUGCUUUCAGGUAUUUUGGGCUGAGGCACUUGUGGUCACCUUAUUUUAAUGUAGCUAUUUGUGACAAGGUCAUUGUCUGCAUUACUUAGCUUCCACUUCUUCUUCUUUUUUUUUUUUUUAUCUCUACCAUUUUAUUUAUUUUAAUAAGUGAGGAACCACUGUGCCUUAGUCAUAAUGUUUUUCUCUGUAACCAGGCUACAAAGCACCUUUCUAUGUCACUUGUAGACUCCCACAAUGGACCUUCACAUUACCUUUCAAUCUUUCUCCUUCUUCCCAUACAUUUUUCACUUGUGAAAAAACAAUAAAAUAUUAAUUACAAAUGUUG